This is a messenger RNA of Nerophis lumbriciformis (worm pipefish), 3653 nucleotides long. It is a transcript of the gene slc12a8, whose product is annotated as solute carrier family 12 member 8. Gene Ontology annotation, molecular function: potassium:chloride symporter activity. Lineage: Eukaryota; Metazoa; Chordata; Actinopteri; Syngnathiformes; Syngnathidae. The record is from RefSeq and is a predicted model, not a curated record. Gene Ontology annotation, biological process: cell volume homeostasis; chloride transmembrane transport; potassium ion import across plasma membrane. Gene Ontology annotation, cellular component: membrane.
AUUUAUUGCCCAAAGCAACAAAGGGUGAUUGAGCAGCAGCAACACCCACAAACUAAAGUGAUGAUUGAGCAGCAGCAACACCCACAAAGUAAAGCAGCCAACAUGAAGUCCAACUGCUUGCUUGCUGUCACUGUCACCUCCUCACUCACUUUCUACAUUUGAUUUACUUCAACACAACGCACACUUCCACUUCAGCUUCUGGACUAUUAGUACCGUAGAAGGCUACUCCACCACAGGCUGCCAUGGAUAACUUCUCAGCGCAUGCAUGUUAUCAUGAGGGCGAUGGAAUACACUCAAGCAACACAAACCCACAUGAACAUGAUCUGUUCCACGAGGACGCAAAGGGCCUUCAGCAGUCCAGUCAGCCAUGGUGGAGGAUCAAACUUUUUGUUUGGGAGCCGGUUCUCUUCGGUACCUGGGAUGGUGUCUUUACCACGUGCAUGAUUAACAUCUUUGGUGUCGUCCUGUUUCUGCGCACAGGCUACUUGGUGUGUCGCUGGACUCUUUGUGUCAUUUUGCAGGGGAACACAGGCGUGCUGCUCGCACUGCUGCUGGUCUCCAUGGUGGUGGUCUUUGCUUUGGUCACAGUCAUGUCUGGGAUUGGCGUGUGCCAGCAUUGUGGGGUGGGAAGUGGAGGUGUGUACUCCAUGGUGUCUAUGGUCUUAGGAGGCCGAGUCGGGGGGACUGUGGGUCUCCUCUACGUGUUCGGACAGUGUGUGGCUGCUGCCAUGUACAUCACUGGCUUCUCCGAGUCGGUGGCCGAGCUGCUUGGUCUUCAGAACCAGUGGGCGGUGAGAGGUGUAUCAGCCCCGGUGCUGCUCGGCCUGCUGGGAAUCAACCUGGCCGGUGUCAAGUGGAUCGUGCGACUCCAGUUGCUGUUGCUGGCGGUGCUGGCUGUCUCCACUCUGGACUUUGUCAUUGGCACCUUCACGCACCUGGACCCGGAACAUGGCUUCAUGGGUUAUUCCUUCGCCCUGCUCAACCGCAACACGCUGCCAGAUUACAGCCCGGGAGAAGACUUCUUCACCGUGUUCGGGGUGUUCUUCCCCGCCGCCACAGGGGUGAUGUCAGGCUUCAAUAUGAGCUCCGAUCUGCAGCGGCCUGAACACAACAUCCCUGCGGGAACGCUGGCAGCGGUCUUCACCUCGUGGUUCCUGUAUCUGGUCUUCGUCUUCCUCCUCGGGGCCAUCUGCACCAGAGAAGCUCUGCGCUAUGACUUUUUGAUUGCUGAAAAGGUCUCCUUGCUGGGUUUCCUCUUCCUGCUGGGCCUCCACGUGUCCUGCCUGGCGUCUGCCAUGGCCGCCUUGUACGCCGCACCCCGGGUCCUGCAGUGCCUCGCUCACCAGGGGGUCGUCCCUGCCUUGGCCUUCCUGGGACCAGGGCGAGGUCCAAACAAGACUCCGGUGGCCGCCAUCGUUCUAACCAGCCUCCUGAGCAUGGCCUUCAUUUUCAUCGGCCAGGUCAACGUUCUGGCACCCGUGGUCACCAUCAACUUCCUGCUCACCUACAGCUUCAUCGACUACUCCUUCUUCUCUGUGACUAUGACCUCCCAGUUGCAGAAGGAAGACCGAAGCAACAUGGCCACGACCUGCCGACAGCCGGGGUCCAGCAGACGAAGCUGCAGGCCUCUGAUUGAGGGCGCCGCUCCAGACUAUGGCACCAGAGGAGAAAGUCCACCGAGUAAAAGCACUUUGAUGGAGUUCACCAAGGACAUGGAUCACAUCUUUCCCUCGGUCUACAACGGAGACGCUGGAUUUGAGAAGACUAUGCGAGGACAAAGGGGCAGAGAGGCGACGGCCAAACAGAAGUUGUUGAGUAGCUUCGCCUUGGGACUCAAUAGCGAUCUGUCUGAAGAAGACCAAGCAAAUUCUCAGGAAGAACCCGAGGUGGGCCAAACCUGUACCCCCCAUGUUGAACAAGAUCCCUCUUCUGGGCCUCACAGCGAAGCCCCGGGAAGAAAAGCGGAGCAGCAGAAUGAAAAAGUCGAACCCCGACCUGAGUCUUCCUACGCAAAGUUCAGCAACCACUGGGUCGCUCUUAUCGGUGCACUGAGCUCCUUGCUGAUCAUGUUCGUUAUUCAGUGGGUUUAUGCACUGGCAAACAUCCUUGUCGCCCUGCUGCUCUUCUUCUACAUCGGCAAAACAAGUCCUGGACUACACAGAGGUGUUGCAGCUCCAUUCAGUUUCUUCACGUGGACGAACUCAACAUUAAACACCAUUUGCAGAAGAAGGGCGUCUCCCAGAGAUGAGACCGUGGUGACACCCUCGCUGUCAGGGCUCGGUCUUCAAACCAAGCAGCUGACCGAGGAAAAUGCCGACUUUUCAUCUCGCCGCCGCUACCACCAGUCCUCGUUCAUCAGGGCGGACGAUAUGGUGGUACCACCACAUGAGUAACUAAAACAUCAUGAUUGCUUUUGAGGAAUACUACUUUUUUUUUUUUGCAUGUCACAAAGUGUACUAUUGGCUAUCUAAAGUUGACUACACUUUUAUUUUAAUAAGAGAAACAUAUAAUACAAUAUAACUACCUUUACGGUUAAAGGCAUGUCAUUUUUAUUGUGUUUGAAAUACACUAUAUUGAUUUGGUUAAACUACAGGUUUAUAUACAGUCGUUGGGUCUUGGAGUUCCAGGUGUACGUCUUUUUUUGAGCGUUUAAAAUUGUACAUCUGCUGGUCCAGGUGUAAAAGGAGAACCAGGUAAAGUUGCAGAUAUCUCUUCUGCAUGGUCACGUGAUCCUGAUGCAAAGAGUUGGAGCCAAUCUAAGGAAAAGCCUGGUUCAUUUUUCAGAAGGUGGUAAGGAUUAGGUCCUAUGAGUACGAUGGUUUCUGUGGGGUCGUGAGGUAGAGGUUUGUUGGGAUUACUGAUCACUUGGACGUGGUAAAAAGCGUGCCUGAGUUUGUAUAGCAUGUAGUAACUCACGAGUAAAAUGGUUGUCCUACCUUCUAAAUCAGAAAGCUCAUUGAAUGUUUUGUUGUCAAAGUUGAGUGGAAUGACAGAUCCAAAGAGAAAGUGUCGGUGGUUCGGUCCUGGAGUUCCAGGUCUUUUUAGGAGAGUUUGGAAUUGUUCAGAUAGAAUAUCUGAAAAUUGCCAGUACAGGUGUAAAAGGAGAACCAGGUAAAUUUGCAGAUAUAUCUUCUGCAUCUUCAUGUGAUCCUGAUGCAAAGAGUAGAGCCAAGCUAAGGAAAAGCCUGGUCCAUUUCUACAAAGGUGGUAAGGAUUACGUGCAGCGGGUACGAUGGUUGUUGUGAGGUAGAGGUUGGUUGGGAUUGUUGAUCCCUUUGACGUGGUCACAAGCACGCUUGUUUACAGUUUGUAGUAGUGCAUGUAGUAUCUUGAGUAAAAUGGUUGUCUUACCUUCUAAAUCAAAAAUCUCAUCGCACUCGUCACCGCAGUUGAGUGGAAUGGCCGAUCCAAAGAAUAGGCAUAAGUGGUUGGGCCCGGGAGUUUCCGUUCUAUGUCUUUUUAGGAGUUGUUCCGAUACAUCUGCUGGUCCAGGUGUAAAAGAACAACCAGGUAAAGUUGCAGACAUCUCUUCUGCAUAUUCACGUGAAGAGUUAGAGCCAAUCUAAGGAAAAGUCUAAUUAAUUUCUAGAAAGGUGGUAAGGAUUAAGUGCAGUGGGAACGACGGUUCCUUCGGGGUUGUGAGGUAGAGGUUU